AUGGAAACGCCGAUUGGAUCGAAAAGUCCCGCCGGAUUUUCGCCUGCAAUGUGUGAGGUUGUCCUAAAAGUCCUGGAGGAAUGUGUGGACUCAUUGGCCGUUUACCAAAACAUCUUACGACAACAAUCGCAGGAUAAUGCUUUUAUACAUUACAGUUUAUAUGUGAGCGGUAUAAUAGAAGACUUGAAGCAGGAAAUUAGCGAACAUGGAACCAUCGAUGUAUUAACCAAAGAAAUCGAGAAGAUUACGUCAGAAGUAGAACAGGAACAUCUUUUAAUAGAAAAGAAUGAAAGCAUGCAAAUAAUCGUGGCAGAGUUACGAAAAGCAAUUACUGAUAAGAAAACAGCGAAUGAAAAGGAGGAAGAGCGUUUAACAAAGAAGCUCACUUUAACACGGGACGAGAAGGAGAAGCUGAAACUAAUUAAGGACAUGGAGAUGAAAUAUGUCCGAAUGUGGGAAGCGGCACGUAGGGAACAGUACGUACUGCGUUACGAGGUGAAGAUGGACGAAUUGAAAAAGACUUUGAAUGAUCAUUGCGUGCGCGAGAGAAACGAAAAUCACGUGAAUGAUGUAUUAACGCGUUAUCUGACACGACGUAUAGCGCUCAUCGAAAGUCGGAUCGAGCAAUGGCAACAGAAGUACGAUCGAGAGAAGAAAAUGUAUGAGAAGGAGAUCCGUAAAGUACGCAAUGAGAUCGAAGAUGCUCAGAAAUACUUGGAGGAACUUACGACGGAGUAUCGUAAUAAUCAGGAAUUCAUCGACACAUACCUCGCGGAGCAGGAAGCACUCCGAAGACAAAAAGAGCACGAGGAUCAUGUACGGCACAGCAUAAUUAAGAUGCAAUCCUGGUGGCGGGGUGUUAUGGUGCGCCGAAAGCUGGGGCCGUAUCGAUCUGAAGAGAAAAAAAAGAAGAGGCCUGUUAAAACAAAAAAAUAA
Cyphomyrmex costatus is the source of this 936-nucleotide messenger RNA. Its product is annotated as IQ domain-containing protein G. Gene Ontology annotation, cellular component: motile cilium; cytoplasm. Lineage: Eukaryota; Metazoa; Arthropoda; Insecta; Hymenoptera; Formicidae. Bases 1 to 936 code for a protein of 311 amino acids. The transcript is spliced from 5 exons. Gene Ontology annotation, molecular function: protein binding. Gene Ontology annotation, biological process: cilium organization. The record is from RefSeq and is a predicted model, not a curated record.